AUGGCCUACAACCUCCGCUCCAGCUGCAAAAUGGACGGUAAGGAAGAGGAAUCUACUGCACCACCGUGGCUGACCAAGGUUCUGGAGGGACUUCAACAGCAGCAGCUCCUUCAGCUGCAGCAUCUUCAGGAACAGCAGCAACAUCAGCGAGAGGAAACUCAAACGUUGGAGACAGUCAUCGACAUCUGCCGAGCUGAGGAAGCUGCUCAAGCAAACGACAAGAUGCUUCAAGACGUCAUGAGCAGGAGCUCCAGUGUCUUCAGCAUCUCUCGUCAACGUGACCAGAGUCAGCGCAACCCCUCGCGUGACCGUGGAGAGUCAGCAUGCGGACGCUGCGGCAACACCAGCCACCUGAGAGGAACAUGUCCUGCAGCUAACCAGACCUGCUUCUUCUGUGGCAUCACCGGACAUUUUGCCACAGUAUGCCGCAAGAAGCGCUCAACCCAACAGCAGCAGCCCGACACGGACACAUCGUCAAGAUCACGCAGCAGACAACGCCACCGGACCGAGCAAGUAGAUGUCACUCCGGUGUUCGUCAGCAGCAUUCAUCGGGAUCUGAAGGCGCCGAAGAUCUCCGUCAAGAUUGAAGAUCUCCGAGGCACACUCCUCGGCUGCACCGAGGCCACACCUGACUCGGGAGCUGAAAUCACAGUAAUGAGCGCAGAUACCGCGCGCAAGCUCGGCAUGGAAGAUGUGGCCCUCGACAGGCCGCCCUGCAUCAACGUCACUGCAGCCAACGGACAGUCUAUGGAAUGCAUCGGCACCUUCAAGGCCAUCAUCCAUCUCAACGGGAGGGCAGCUGAUGACACCGUCCACGUCUUCAAGGAAUCGCGAGGCCUUCUCCUCGCGUGGUACACGGCUAAGAAGCUUGGCAUCCUCCCGGACCACUAUCCAGAGCCGGCUCCUCGUCAGCUCCAACAAGUGAACACCAGGUCGGCGAUCGAGAAGCACGACGCUCAGCCAGUAUCAAUACUGAAGAACAAGAGCGUGCUCCUGCAGUCACAACAGCAGCGGAUGCAGCAGCAGCAGUCACAGCAGCAGCAGCAACCACAGAAGCAGCAGCUACAGCAGCUCCGAAGUGAUCUCCUCACCGAGUUUGCUGACGUCUUCACAUCGAAAGACAACAGCGUGCCGCUGAAGCCGAUGACCGGCCCUCCAAUGGCCAUCCACAUCACCGAAGACGCCAAGCCCUUCGCAGUACGCGCAUCUCGCCCGGUGCCGCACGCAUGGCGGGACAACGUCAAGAAGCAGCUGGAUGACAUGGUUCGCCAAGGAAUCAUCACGCCACUGGGCGACGAGCCAUCGGACUGGUGCCACCCUCUGGUUCUGGUCUCCAAAGCGGAUGGUGGGGUCAGGAUCUGCGUUGACCUCACCAAACUCAACAAACACGUGAAGAGACCUCUGCACCCACUCUCAACUCCAAGAGAAGCAGUCUCCAACAUCAGUGUGAACGCAAAGAUCUUCUCCACCCUAGAUGCUAAAUCAGGUUACUGGCAGCUACCUCUCCAAGAAAGCAGUCAGCACCUCACGACGUUUAUCACACCGUGGGGACGCUUCCGGUUCCUGCGAGCUCCCAUGGGUCUAGUCUCAACAGGAGACGAGUACGGCCGACGCGGAGGCUUGGCGCUUCAAGGUCUCAACAAUGUCGUCAAGGUGGUGGACGACAUCCUGGUGCACGACGAGACGCUAGAAGACCACGCACAGCAUCUCCGGGCCGUGCUCACUCGGUGUCGUCAACAUGGUAUCACCAUCAGCGAGAAGAAGUUCUGCUGUGCACAAGAUGAAGUCGCCUACUGCGGCUUCAACCUGUCAUCUGCCGGGAGACAGGUGGACCCGGGCAAGAUCACGGCCAUCACGGACUUCGCUACGCCAACAAACAUCACCGAGCUCCGGUCGUUCAUGGGCCUCGCCCAGCAGUUCAGCGACUUCUCGUCUGAGAUAUCAUCUGCCGCUGACGCACUCAGAGGUCUGCUGAAGCCCAGCAACGCGUUCGUGUGGACUGCAGACCACCAGGAGGCCUUCAACAAGGUCAAGACUGCACUGUCAUCACCGCCAGUGUUGGCACACUACGACCCACAGCUUACAACGGUUCUUCAGACUGAUGCUGCUCGACUGAAAGGACUCGGGUACGCCCUACUUCAGCAGCAUGGCGAACACUGGCGCCUCGUCCAGUGCGGAUCACGAUUCCUCUCCGAUGCAGAAUCUCGAUACGCCAUGGUGGAGCUAGAACUGCUGGCUGUGGUGUGGGCCCUAAGGAAGUGCCGGAUCUUUCUUCAGGGUCUGCAGCACUUCAAAGUCAUCACCGAUCAUCGACCUCUCAUUCCGAUCCUGAACGACUACACUCUGGACGCCGUCGAGAACCCGCGCCUUCAACGUCUGAAGGAGAAGACAGGCCUGUACAACUUCACUGCCAUCUGGCAGAAGGGAAAGGAGCACGUCAUUCCAGAUGCACUGUCCCGUGCCCCCGUCGAAGAACCGACUUCAGAAGACAGCCAACUCACACAGGCCGUUGAGUGUCACGUCUGUCAGACAGCCAGCAUCACCAUCAGCGAGGUGUCUUCUCAGGAGAAGCCGUCACAUCUCUCGGAUCCACGGCUGGAGGAUCUGAGAAAAGCAGCUCAAGAGGACACUGUCUACCAGCAGCUUCUAUCUGCAGUCACCAACGGCUUCCCCUCAUCCAAAGAACAGCUUCCGUAUCAUUUACUUCCAUACUGGAGUGUGCGACAUGAGCUUUCCUCUCAAGAUGAUCUGAUCCUGAAAGGGCGUCGAAUCCUGAUUCCAUUCUCAUCCCGAAAGGACACCAUGAGAGCCCUCCACGAUGCUCACCAAGGAAUUGAGCGAACAAAACGACGAGCUCGCCAAACAGUCUGGUGGCCCGGCCUGAACAGCGACAUCAUCAACGUGGUCGGCAACUGCACCACCUGUCAAGAGCAUCGGUCCAGCCUACCUCAGGAACCGAUGGCUGUCGACCCGCCACCAACGAGGAUCUUCGAAGACGUCUCUUCAGACCUCUUCUCCUAUGCAGGAAGGUGCUACUUCGUCUACGUGGACAGAUUAUCCGGCUGGCCAGUCGUUCACCAGCUUCCACGAGGCGACACAACGAGCCACCAGAUCAUCAAGGCACUUCGAGACGCCUUCGUCAACCUCGGUGUACCAGUCAGGCUUCGUACAGAUGGAGGGCCACAGUACAAGAGCCGAGAGAUCGCCAGCUUCCUGAAACGCUGGGGAGUACACCACGUCGUCUCUACUCCGUACUACCCACAGUCAAACGGGCAUGCGGAGUCGGCGGUGAAGGCUAUGAAGCAUCUCAUCUCGAAGACGACGGUAAACGGCUCCCUGGAUGACGACUUCCACCGAGGACUGCUGGAGUUCCGCAACACUCCACGAGCGGACGGACGUUCUCCAGCACAAGUGGUCUUCGGCCACCCCAUCCGGUCAUGCGUCCCUGCUCAUCGCCGCAGCUUCGCCACCGAAUGGCAAGAGCAGGCCGAAGAGUGCGACUACAGGGCGUCGCUCAAUCUCCAGCGUGCCAAGCAGACGUACGACAGCUCGGCACAUCCACUGAAGCCGCUGAAGGCUGGAGACCACGUCUGGCUUCAAGACCCGAUCAGCAGGCGAUGGGACAACCUCGGCACCAUCGUGGGCGUUGGUUACCAUCGCGACUACCUUAUCAAGACUCCAAGUGGCAGAGUCUUCUGGAGGAACAGACGGUUUCUCCGCCCAUCGCUGAAGACGCCCGACAACCCGGAGAAGAAGACGACUUCCUCGCCAUCACCGAGCGCUGGGGUGCCGGCGCGGCAACGUGUCCGGUUCCAGCUACCGCCAACCCGCCCGCUGCGCCGGCCGGAGCGCCGCGGACUGGGUCGCGCCACGGUCACGCGGCUCGUGGUGCCCGCUCAUUGGUGCGGGCACGUGGCGUGA
Messenger RNA from Amphibalanus amphitrite, 3921 nucleotides. RefSeq lists its product as uncharacterized. The transcript is spliced from 3 exons. Gene Ontology annotation, molecular function: nucleic acid binding; zinc ion binding. NCBI's taxonomy places the organism in Eukaryota, Metazoa, Arthropoda, Thecostraca, Balanomorpha, Balanidae. The record is from RefSeq and is a predicted model, not a curated record. Gene Ontology annotation, biological process: DNA integration. Bases 1 to 3921 code for a protein of 1306 amino acids.